CUUUAUAAAAUGGACGACGAUUCCGGUGUCGAGGGCCCUGAGGUCGCUUUGUUGUCUCGCUCGUCUUCAGACAAUCCAAAGCAGGCUGUUCGUCGCGCAUCCAACAUGACACGAGCGGGUACCUUUAGAGCUUACUGGCUCGGCUGUGUGGUUUGCAUGGGCGGCUUUCUAUUCGGAUAUGACUCCGGUAUCAUUGGUAUGAGCUUUACAGCAACAUGUUGUUCGACACUUGCUGAAGGUGUCGUCGCGCAGNGCGGAGUUCUGACCCUUGCAUCCUUCGAGCAUGAUUUCGGAUACAGCAAGAAGCAAGCAACUCGCAACAGUUCCUUGUCAGUCGGCCUCCAACAACUGGGCGCCUUCCUCGCAUGUUUUGCCAUCUGGCCCAUCACGCAUCGAUUCGGCCGCAAAUGGGCUUUAGUCUUGUGCUCGACCAUCUUCGUCAUUGGCGCCAUCAUUCAGACUAUCAACACACAUUCCUUCGGCGCGUUUCUGGCUGCUCGGUUGAUUGCUGGCAUCGGCUUGGGAGGAAGCAGUGUAGUGGUGCCCAUGUUUUCGAGUGAGAUGGCUCCGAAGCAGCUGCGUGGUCAGAUUGGCAGCUUCUACCAGCUCUUCUAUACCCUUGGUAUAUUCACCUCGUACUGGAUCGACUACGGCGUCGGCAAGGACAUUCCGACCAGCGAGGCCAGACAAUGGCAGAUUCCCAUCGGCAUUCAGAUAUUACCCGCUGUCCUCCUCGGUCUCGGGAUGUUCACACUCAAGGAGUCAGUACGCUGGUUGACCCUGAAAGGCCGUCACCAGGAAGCUUGGGAGUCUCUGCAAUGGAUCAGAGCAGACAGCGGACCCGACGCUCAGCUCGAAAUGGACGAGAUCCGCCUCGGCGUGGAAACAGAGCUACGCGAGAAAGAAGGUUUCCAGCUCAGAGAACUCUACACCAAGCCCGACAACUUGAAGCGUACUGUCACUGCUGCCGUUGUUUUCAUUGCCCAACAAUCCACCGGAGCGACCGCAUUUGCAACAUACGGACCACAAUACUUCAAACUCCUGGUAGGAAGCAAAGGCAACGAUGAUCUUCUACUCACUGCCAUCUUCGGCGCCAUUAAAGUCGCCGCUUGUCUGACUUUUGUCCUGUUCGUCGUCGAGCGAGUGAACCGCAAGAUCGUUCUUACACUAGGUGCGCUCGGCAUGGGCGCUUGCCAGAUCUGCACCGCUGCUGUUGUCAGAUCUAAACCUGCACCUGGAGACGCUACAGUAACAUCCUCUGGCAUCGCCACCGUAGCCCUGAUCUACCUGUUCGUGAUCGCCUACAAUUUUAGCUGGGGACCCCUCCCGUGGCCAACAGUGUCCGAGAUCUUCCCCACUCGCAUCAGAGAGCCUGGCAUCGGUAUAGCCGUAUCCUCCCAAUGGCUCUGGAACUUUGUCUACUCGAUCAGCACACCCUACAUGAUCAAAAACAUGGGCUGGGGCACGUUUCUCUUCUGGGGUAUUGCAGAUCUGGCAAUUGCGGCAGGGACUUGGUUUUUCUUGGAAGAAACCAGAGGAAGGAGUUUAGAGGAUAUUACGCACACGACGGACAGAGCAAAGAGCUUUGGCGAGGAUUUGAGGUAUGAAGGAGAUGAGGGUACGGCCGUGGGUAAAGGACCUGGCGUUGAGGUUCGAUAG
Aureobasidium musti is the source of this 1659-nucleotide messenger RNA. The record is from the annotation of a GenBank genome assembly. Lineage: Eukaryota; Fungi; Ascomycota; Dothideomycetes; Dothideales; Saccotheciaceae.